AUGGCUGCCACUGCUACCCCCAUCCAGGAGUACAUCGAUAAGCAUGGCCUGCAGAAGAAGGUUGAGGACGUCCUCAACUCCUGCGUGAAGGAGAAGCCCUCCGAUCCCCUGGCAUUCAUGGCCGCGGAGCUGCUCAAGGCGACUCCCCCGGAGAUCACCAAGGUUGUCGGACGUCAGAUCUUCGACUCCCGUGGUAACCCUACCGUGGAGGCCGAGGUGACGACCGGCAAGGGCGUCUUCCGCGCGGCUGUGCCCAGCGGCGCAUCCACCGGCAUCCACGAGGCGGUCGAGCUGCGCGAUGGCGACAAGAGCAAGUACAUGGGCAAGAGCGUGCUCAAGGCGGUCGCCAACGUCAACGACGUCAUCGCCCCCGCCAUCAUCGGCAAGAACCCCACCGACCAGAAGGGCCUGGACGAGCAGAUGAUCGCCCUGGACGGCACCGACAACAAGGGCAAGCUCGGAGCCAACGCCAUCCUGGCCGUGUCCAUGGCCAUCGCCAAGGCCGGCGCCGCCGAGAAGGGCCUGCCCCUGUACAAGUACAUCGCCGAGCUGGCCGGCAGCACCAAGCUGGUGCUGCCCGUGCCGUCCUUCAACGUGAUCAACGGCGGCGAGCACGCGGGCAACGGCCUGGCCAUGCAGGAGUUCAUGAUCCUGCCCGUCGGGUGA
Messenger RNA from Monoraphidium neglectum, 666 nucleotides. RefSeq names its product enolase. Lineage: Eukaryota; Viridiplantae; Chlorophyta; Chlorophyceae; Sphaeropleales; Selenastraceae. The record is from RefSeq and is a predicted model, not a curated record. Gene Ontology annotation, molecular function: phosphopyruvate hydratase activity; magnesium ion binding. Gene Ontology annotation, biological process: glycolytic process. The transcript has 7 exons. Gene Ontology annotation, cellular component: phosphopyruvate hydratase complex. Bases 1 to 666 code for a protein of 221 amino acids.